AUGGCUCCCUCACAUCCCUCAAGAGGGCAAGGCAACCCCAACGAUGUUACGAUCGAUAUUCCUCUUACAAAAGUACAAACGUCACGGAGUACAGGUGCUCGCAAGAACCAGACCCUUGCUUCCAAUAUAGAAGAUAAUGACAAGACUGAAGUCCUGGACGAGAAGCAGAAUGUACACUUCAAUAGAGGCGCAGGAAGGAGGAAGAAAUUUGAAGAGCAAGGAAAGAAGGCUGUCAAGAACGAGGAUGGCACCCUUACUAUGAUGGGCAAGAUUUACGACAAGAUUUACCACUUCUCUGUUGUCACUCGAUAUCUUCUUUACGUCGCUCCAGUCGCAUUGUGUAUUGCAGUGCCUAUUAUCGUUGGAGCCACCGCCACACCGAACGCUCGCAUCGGCGGCACAAGAAUCACCUGGUUCUUCACCUGGAUCGAGAUUGUGUGGUGCUCUAUCUGGGCGUCCAAGCUAGUGGUACAUUUCCUGCCAUACCUCUUCCAGUUCAUCGUUGGUGUCAUCAGUUCUGGUACUCGAAAAUAUGCCCUGAUUUUGGCCGCUUUAGAGAUUCCUUUGUCGCUGGUCGGCUGGGCUGUCGUCAACCUGGUAACCUUCAGACCUCUUAUGACUAGGACUCCUGGCCGCGCUGAAGCAAAUUACAAUUGGAUUGGCGUUAUGGAGAAGAUCCUUGCUGCCUGCGUCUUUGCUACGCUCAUUCUACUAGUCGAGAAAGUGUUGAUUCAGCUCAUCUCGAUCAGCUACCACCGCAAGCAAUUCGAUGCGAAGAUUCAAGAUUCUAAGAGAAACAUCUUCCUCCUUACGCAACUCUACGAUGCCUCCAAAGCUAUGUUCCCAACAUACUGCCCCGACUUCGCUGAGGAGGACUACAUCAUUAGUGAUGUGCUUGGUAUUACCAGCAUCGGCACUCCAGGCAAGCGCAAGUCAGGUACAAUCACUCCCAUGCGCUUGAUCCAGAAUGUACAGAGGGUUGGCGAGCAAGUCACCUCGGCUUUUGGACACAUGGCUGCUGAUCUCACUGGCAAGCAGAUCUUCAAUCCAACGGCUUCCCACUCAACCGUUAUUUUGGCUCUAGAAAAGAGGAGGUCCUCGGAAGCACUUGCUCGCAGAUUGUGGUUGUCCUUCGUCCUCGAGGGUAAGGAAGCUCUUUACCUCGAAGAUGUUAUUGACGUUCUGGGCCACGAUCGUGAGGAAGAAGCCGAAGAGAUCUUUACCGCGCUCGACAUUGACGGCAACGGUGAUAUCAGCCUCGACGAAAUGGUUCUCCGAGUCAGCGAAUUUGGUCGUGAACGUGCAGCAUUGGCUAAUAGCAUGCGAGAUGUUGACCAAGCCAUUUAUGUCCUCGACAAUCUGCUUAUGACCGUUGUCUUUGUCAUGGUUGUGUUCGUCUUUGUCGCUUGGUUGAAUCAGAGUUUUACUACAACUCUAGCAACAGCUGGUACUGCCCUGCUGUCUCUCUCGUUCGUCUUCUCGGCUACUGCUCAAGAACUACUUGGCUCUUGCAUUUUUCUAUUCGUCAAGCAUCCUUAUGACGUCGGAGACCGAGUCGAUAUCAGCAAUGAGCAGCUCGUUGUUGAAAGAAUCAGCUUGCUUUACACCAUGUUUCGCCGAGUCAAGGAUCACAAACGUACACAAGUACCAAAUAUUGUUCUCAACUCAUUGUGGGUCGACAAUGUCAGCCGUUCCAAAGCAAUGCGCGAACAAGUCACCCUGGCAAUCAGCUUUGAUACUACCUUCGAGGAUAUCGAGCUGCUUCGCGAGGAGAUGCAGAAAUUCGUUCGCGAAAAUGGUCGAGACUAUCAACCAGAAAUUGAUAUCGAAGUCCUUGAUCUUCCAGAUAUGGCCAAGCUGUCACUCAAAAUCGAAUGUCGCCACAAGAGUAAUUGGUCGAUCGAGUCUGUCCGUGCCGCCAGACGCAGCAAGUUCAUGUGUGCCCUUGUUCAAGCUCUAAGAAGGGUUCCUAUCUAUGCUCCUGGCGGUGGUGCUGCUGUGCUUGGGGACAAGGCUAACCCGUCCUACUCGGUGGCUAUCAGUGAUCCUGAAGCUCGUGAGAACGCUGAGCAAUAUAGUAAGGACAAAGAAGCAAAGAGAAUGACUCCGACAGAGAAGGCCGAAGAAGCGACUGCAACCUCGAGCUCUGUCGACUUCUUCGGUGAUUCGUCAAAUGAAACUCGAGAGCGGGUCAAUGCUGAUGCCCUGAAAUCGACGAAGGUGGUCGUUGAUCCAUCAGGUCAAGGUCGCGAGGAUUAUGCAGCAUCAGCCCUAACGCGCCAGCGAACAUCCAUUGACCGACAACGCUCGUCCCUUGACAGACAGCGCUCAUCCCAUGACCGCCAACGUACAUCUCUUGAUCGACAGCGGACGAACGACCUUGAAGAAGUCAAGAACAUCAUGCGAAGAGAAUCGACCCGAGGCCGCCGCAAGAUUACUCAACACGUAUCUUAUUCUCCAAUCGCAGAGGUACCGACACCCAGCUACGAACCACCUAGUGGUCUCUCUGGCUCUACAGCGCAAAACCAGUCAUCAGCACCACAGAAUUUCCCACAACCAGCUCCUCGACAUCUUAUCCAGCACAAUUAA
Messenger RNA from Lithohypha guttulata, 2589 nucleotides. RefSeq lists its product as uncharacterized. The record is from RefSeq and is a predicted model, not a curated record. Gene Ontology annotation, cellular component: membrane. Lineage: Eukaryota; Fungi; Ascomycota; Eurotiomycetes; Chaetothyriales; Trichomeriaceae. Gene Ontology annotation, molecular function: calcium channel activity; calcium ion binding. Gene Ontology annotation, biological process: intracellular calcium ion homeostasis; calcium ion transmembrane transport. The coding region runs from base 1 to 2589 and encodes 862 amino acids. The transcript has 2 exons.